UCUGAAUUGAUUUCUAUGAUAUAGUUUUCACGUUUUUACAUUAUUUUUAUGUGGCUUCUUUCUUCUACUCCUUUUUCUUCGUCCCUGGUCUCCACCCGGACAAGGGAUCAAAGAAGAGAGACAAGUAUCUGCUGAUCUCAUCUGAAUAUAUUUCUUCUCAUUCUCUCUAGAUUUUCGUCAAUGGCUGACGAGCCUUUUCUCACUCGCUGGUCCUUUCAGGAUUUUAAGAUGUUUUAUGAUGUCAAGUUUGGGAGAAAGAAGGAGCCCGAGAAGCACGAUGCGGCAGAGAGUUCUGGUAAACCUGUGUCAAAUGGGAAUUCUUCAAAUGGGACAGCUAAUGGGGGUGGACAUGUAAAAAACACAUCUGACCUGGCCAUUUAUGAGCAGUAUCGGACUCAGGUAGAACGGGGAUCAGCCAACGGCAAUGGGGUUCUGUCAGAUAGAUAUGAUGAGAAACCGCAGAAGUCUCUUCUUCCUUCUUUUGAGUCUGCCGACAUGCGUGCCUUAGGGGAGAGUUUAAGUAGGGAUAUCAUUCGUGGGAGUCCAGAUGUGAAGUGGGACAGCAUCAAGGGUUUAGAGAAUGCCAAACGUCUGCUUAAAGAAGCAGUUGUCAUGCCAAUAAAGUAUCCCAAGUACUUUACUGGUCUUCUAUCACCAUGGAAAGGUAUUCUCCUUUUUGGUCCUCCAGGAACAGGAAAGACUAUGCUUGCAAAGGCUGUUGCAACUGAGUGCAAAACCACAUUUUUCAAUAUUUCUGCAUCCUCUGUUGUCAGCAAAUGGCGAGGUGAUUCAGAGAAGUUAGUGAAAGUGUUAUUUGAGCUUGCUAGGCACCAUGCCCCUUCAACUAUAUUUCUUGAUGAAAUUGAUGCGCUUAUUAGUCAACGUGGUGAAGGACGCAGUGAGCAUGAAGCAAGUAGGCGGUUGAAAACAGAACUACUCGUACAGAUGGAUGGUUUGACAAAGACAGAUGAGCUUGUUUUUGUUUUAGCAGCAACAAAUCUGCCAUGGGAAUUGGAUGCAGCGAUGCUCCGUCGCCUUGAAAAGAGAAUCCUUGUACCCCUUCCGGAACCAGAAGCAAGAAGAGCCAUGUUUGAGGAGCUCCUGCCAUCAGUACCAGGUGAGGAGAAGCUUCCAUAUGAUUUGAUGGUGGAGAAGACUGAAGGUUAUUCAGGUUCAGAUAUUCGGUUGUUGUGCAAAGAGGCGGCCAUGCAGCCUCUGAGACGGUUAAUGGCACAUCUUGAAGAUAAAGCAGAAGUGGUUCCAGAAGAAGAGCUGCCGAAGGUGGGACCAAUCAAACAUGAUGACAUAGAGACGGCUUUGAAGAACACAAGACCAUCUGCUCAUCUCCAUGUCCACCGUUAUGAUAAGUUCAACACUGAUUAUGGCAGUCAAAUACUCCAAUGAGACGCAUAAACUCUUUUUUAACUGUUAUACUUUCUUCCGGGGCCAACUGAUUCACCAUAUUAUUUUUCCCACAAUAUGUGGUGAUGGACAGUAGCGGUUAUGGUUUUUAUGUUUGUGAUCUCAUUGUUUUUUAGACUCUGAAUUAGCCUAUCCUCAUUGAUUUCGAAUGAUCUCGAUCAGGAUUGUGAACAGGUGUUGCUCCAGAUGCCAGGUUGCUUUAUUAUUAUAAAAAAAAAUUGAAAUUCAUGUUUAA
Vitis riparia (riverbank grape) is the source of this 1657-nucleotide messenger RNA. Its product is annotated as katanin p60 ATPase-containing subunit A-like 2. Gene Ontology annotation, molecular function: ATP hydrolysis activity; ATP binding. Bases 181 to 1404 code for a protein of 407 amino acids. The record is from RefSeq and is a predicted model, not a curated record. The transcript is spliced from 11 exons. NCBI's taxonomy places the organism in Eukaryota, Viridiplantae, Streptophyta, Magnoliopsida, Vitales, Vitaceae.